AAAUUAUUCUGGAGUUUACGAUUUGUUGCAAAUGGGCCUUCUGUGGCUGUCCAUUUAUUUGAGCGCGCCUACUCACCGCGCGCCAGUCGUUUGCAAACCGCUGUUUGAAGCGGACUUGUAUUAUACUACCGCGUGAUUCUUGCUUUACAUUUCCGCGUAAAACUAAAUCUACAGAAACAUGGCGAAGCUGUCAUCAGGCCACGGCAUCCAGGUGGUGUCUCCGAAUGAAGACCACACCUUCCAGCUUAACGAGUCAGAGCUCCAAGAGUUGCUGCUGCGGGAAGACUUGAAGGACCGGCCAGUGGUGCUGGUGUCAGUAGCAGGGGCGUACAGGAAGGGGAAGUCCUUCCUGCUUGACUUCUUCUUGAGAUAUUUGGAUCAGACUUACAAUAAUGGAGUGGGUGGAGGCGAGUGGCUGGGCGCAGACGCUGAAUCACUCAAGGGGUUCUCCUGGCGCGGCGGCUCUGACCGACACACCACCGGCAUCCACCUUUGGUCACAACCCUUCAAAGCUACCACUCCUGAUGGCGAGAAGGUGGUGAUCCUGCUAAUGGACACUCAAGGCACCUUCGACAGCAACUCGACUGUUAAGGACAACGCCACCGUGUUCGCGCUCUCCACCAUGCUGUCCUCAGUACAGAUAUACAACCUCUCGCAGAACAUUGAAGAGGAUGACUUGCAGCAUCUACAGCUAUUCAUGGAGUACGGCCGCGUCGCAAAGGACGAGAUUGGUGGGAAACCAUUCCAGCAUCUUCAGUUCCUCGUGAGAGACUGGUCGUUCCCGUAUGACCAUCCUUACGGCUCUGAGGGUGGACAACAGCUGCUUAACAAAAGACUUACGGUCAAAGAAUCUCAGCACGAGGAGUUGCAGAGGGUGCGUCAGGACAUCGCGCGCUGCUUUGAGGAGGUCACUUGCUUCCUCAUGCCUUACCCUGGGAGGAAGGUAUCCACUGAUCCUGAUUUCACCGGAAAGCUAUCAGACAUAGACCCGGAGUUCCAGAAGGCACUCCAGCAGCUAGUGCCGAUGCUGCUGCAGCCCAGCAGGCUGGUCACCAAGAAGAUCGCCGGACAGACGGUGAAGGCGCGGGACUUGCUCAACUACUUCAAGAGUUAUGUGGAAGUCUUCAACAGCGAGGAGCUGCCGCAUCCCAUGACUAUACUGCAGGCGACAGCGGAAGCCAACAACACUUCAGCAUCAGCGGAAGCUAGGAACGUAUACGAGACUCUGAUGGAGGAGAUCUGCGGCGGGGCGAAGCCCUACCUGCCGCAGGACGCGCUAGACAUGGAGCACCGGAAGUGCCUCAACAAGGCGCUGCAUGCCUUCGAGAGUAAGAAGAAGAUGGGCGGCGACGAUAUGGCUGCCAAGUUUAAGGAACAGCUUGUAAAGGAUAUCGAAGACCUAUACACCCAACUAUCAGCUCACAACGAGGGCAAGAACUUGUACCGCAUGUUCAGCACGCCGGCGGUGUUCGCGGCGCUGUUCCUGCUGGGCUACCUGCUGACCGUGCUCGGCAACACCUUCGGGGUGCAGACCCUCGUGGCGGUGGGACAGGGUGUCACUGUGGCCGCUGCUGGCAUGCUGGCCGCUUGGGGUUAUACCAGAAUGACAGGCAACCUAAGAGAAGUAGGGAUGCAGCUGGAUGACAUCGCCAAUAAGAUCAGAUCCUUUGUUGUGAGACGAGCGGAGCCACCGCUAAAGGAGUCAUAACAACGGGUCGCCAUUAUUGGACUUCAAGUGAAUUGUUAUGUCUACAAUUAUGUCAAACUGGUCAUUUAUUUAGCGAUGGCACUUACUUUUAAAGUUAUCAAUCGACCCUGAAAUUUUACCUUUACAACUUUUUCCUCGUCGAGAGGAAAUUAUUGAAAACCCUGAAACCGCGUAAAACCUAUAUCGGUCCUUGGGGAACCAUUGAUUCCCUAGCAAAUUUUAGUUCAAUUUGUUUAGCCGGAUUCCUGCGAAAAAGUCCUCCAAACAAGUAGGUGCCAUAGCUAAAAUAUAGAUUAACUACUUAAGUUUUAGAUAUAAAAGUCAGAAUAGCUUGUAAUAAACAUUCUAAUGUAAAUAAUUAUAUUGGACAUGUGACGGAAAUGCGUACAAACAUUGACCACUGAAUAUACACAAUCCUGACAGUUGAAUGUUAUGUUACCAAGAGUGUUCAAUUUGAAUAAAUGUAAACAUUUCUGGCAAUAGAAAUCACUGAAUAUUCAAUUUUAUACAUUUAAUUUGAAAAUCUAUUUUUAGUAUAGAUAAGACCUUGUAUGCCUCUUGUUAAUUAUGUACAUUUUCUAUGUUAUAAUCUCGAAAUAAAAUGCCACAAAUAAAUAAAAAUACUAGGCUUGAAUUGGUCUGCUUCUUAUUGUGUCGCAAUGACGCUGAUAAAUUAUGUACGACGGUGAGCCUCAUAUAAACUGAUGAUAUAAAUAAAUACAUGUAUAUGUGAUAUUAUAGUAUUUGUCGCUAGUAUAGAGACAGAAAAUAAUUGUAAUAUAUGUACUUAGCGAUUUGUAUUGUCCAACGCCUUGAAUAUUGUAAAGGUGCAUUUCUGAGGUACGCAAUAGGCACGCAGCAGCAAUCUGUCGUAUACUUAGGAAACGGCGCCACACUUUAUUGACAGCCGAUCGCAGCCGCAAGCGUAUGUCGCGAGGUUUAGAAAUGUACCCUAAGUGAUAGCAGAUGAUUCAAAUAAUAUAUUAUAUUUAUUAUAUAGAGAACUUUCCAUUACAGACAUAUUUUUAUGAACGGUUGACCAGCGGUUUGUGAUUUUUAUAUUUUGUAAAUAAAAUGAUAAUAUUUUAUACUGUU
This is a messenger RNA of Helicoverpa armigera (cotton bollworm), 2803 nucleotides long. RefSeq names its product atlastin. The record is from RefSeq and is a predicted model, not a curated record. Bases 179 to 1708 code for a protein of 509 amino acids. The transcript is spliced from 12 exons. Gene Ontology annotation, biological process: endoplasmic reticulum organization; protein homooligomerization. Gene Ontology annotation, molecular function: GTP binding; GTPase activity. Lineage: Eukaryota; Metazoa; Arthropoda; Insecta; Lepidoptera; Noctuidae.